UCCGUCAUGCGCCGCUGCCAGCAGACCUGGUAACAGGCAAACAGCAGCAGUAGCAACAAGAAGAUAGGCAAGUGCAACUUCGAUGCAAAAUCGUCGAAUAAUCUAGUCCGAACGAGAUGGUGAGCCAGACAGACCUCCGCCGGACGAGCCCAUCCACCCCGUCCACCUAACCGGAACCGCGUACGCAAUCCUCCGGUCGCGUCCAGGUGCGGACUAGGAUGAAGCAGCGCUGAGCGCUCUUCCAGUCUUUGUCGUCGGAAAGUGCUGUGGUAGUGUCAGUGCGAUGCUGUGCUGAAGAGACCCUCGCGAUGUCGGCUGCUCCGGGAGGCAGGGCCGGAGCGGCACCCGCUCCGACCAACGCUGUCUCCCUCAAAGCCAUCGAGGUGCCCCAGGCCCUGCAGAACGGAGAGAAGUUCAUCAAGUGGGAUGAGGAUUCAGGAGUGGGAACGCCGGUUACCCUACGCGUGGACAAACACGGCUUCUACAUCUACUGGGUGGACCAGAACCACGAGAUGGACCUUCUGGACAUCGUCACCGUCAGGGAUACCAGGACGGGUCGCUAUGCGAAAAUUCCAAAGGACCCCAAGUUAAGGCAGAUCGUGACGAUGGGGUCGCAAGAUACGUUAGAAGAGAAAACAGUGACUGUAUGUUGUGCCAAUGACUUUGUGAAUAUUAAUUUUGUAAAUUUUUGUUGUACGAGGAAAGAAAUUGCGAGACUGUGGACGGACUCGCUGAUGAGUCUGGCGUAUAAUCUCAACCAAAUCAAUGGCACAACUAACAUGUAUCUUCUGAAGGCGUACACGAAGCUCGUACUCAUAACGGACAAGGCUGGCAAAAUUCCGAUUAAAAACAUUAUCAAAAUGUUUGCUCAGAGCAGAGAUGACAAAAGACGAAUCGAAACGGUUCUACAAACGACUGGGUUACCGUACGGCAAAAAUGACACGAUAAGCCCCGAAAAGUUCCAAUUCGAAGAUUUUUUCAAUUUUUACAAGAACCUGACGCAGCGCAGCGAAAUCGAAAAGGUCUUCAAUGACAUCGUCGGUUCGAAGAAGCACAUGACAGCCGCACAGUUUGUCGACUUUCUAAACAAAACUCAACGAGAUCCUCGCUUGAACGAAAUCCUACACCCUUACGCUAACACGACGCGAGCCAAAGACAUUAUCGCCCAAUAUGAACCCAACAAGUACAAUGCUCAAAAAGGCCAGUUGUCGAUCGACGGAUUCCUGCGAUACCUCAUGUCGGAAGACAACAAUAUAAUAGCGCAGAGUAAAUACGAGCUCUGCGACGAAAUGGAUCAUCCUUUGGCACACUAUUUUAUAAAUUCAUCGCACAAUACGUAUUUAACCGGUCAUCAAUUAACCGGCAAGUCUAGUACCGAAAUGUACAGGCAGUGUUUAUUAGCCGGAUGUCGGUGCGUCGAACUGGAUUUCUGGAACGGGAGAGAGGAACCCAUUAUCGUGCACGGGUACACGUUCGUGCCGGAAAUUUCCGCCAAAGAAGUGUUGGAGGCUAUCGCGGAGAGCGCUUUCAAGACCUCGGAUUUUCCGGUGGUUUUGUCGUUCGAGAACCACUGCAAUCCGAGGCAGCAAGCCAAAAUCGCCAAUUAUUGCAGAGAGAUUUUCGGAGAUAUGCUGUUGGAGGCGCCCUUGGAGGGGUUCAAACUCGAACCAGGUCAGCCCUUGCCUCCACCUUCGGUUUUGAAAAGGAAGAUCAUUAUCAAGAAUAAAAAAAAACACCACCAUCAUCAUCACCACCACCACCAUCACAAAAAGAGUAGUACGGUGCAACCGCCGGAAGCGGCUUUUUCUGAGCCGACAGGAAACGGUGACGUACCCCAUCACCCUCCACCGUUACAAACGAGACAAGGUUCUAAAGAUUCCACCGGCACGGAGGAUGAGGAUACAUCGAGCGAUGACGACGGCGAAACACUGGAAGCUGAUAAUCCGACGGAAGCGGCGAACGAGGGAAGCGACCAUAAACCUGCCGCCGCUGCCGCCACCGAGACCGAAGCGGGGGCAGAGAUAUCGGCUCUGGUGAAUUAUGUGCAGCCCGUACAUUUCUACAGCUUUGAAAACGCGAAAAAGAAGAACCGCAGCUACGAGAUGUCGUCCUUCGACGAAAAGCAGGCGACGAGCUUGCUCAAGGAGUACCCUGUGCAGUUCGUCAACUACAACAAGCACCAGCUGAGCCGCGUGUACCCGUCUGGGACGCGCUUCGACUCGUCCAACUUCAUGCCGCAGGUUUUCUGGAACGCCGGAUGUCAGUUGGUCGCGUUGAACUUCCAGACUUUGGACUUGGCCAUGCAACUCAACCUCGGCAUUUUCGAGUACAACUUCCGGUGCGGUUAUUUGCUCAAGCCCGAGUUCAUGCGAAGGACGGAUAGACGGUUCUAUCCGUUCGCUGAAUCGACGGUUGACGGUAUCAUCGCUGGUACAGUCAAAGUUACUGUGAUAUCUGGACAAUUCCUGACUGACAAGAGAGUAGGGACUUACGUUGAGGUGGAGAUGUAUGGCCUACCGGCGGACACGGUAAGGAAGAGGUUCCGGACGAAGACGGUACCGAGCAACGGCAUCAAUCCGGUGUACGAGGAGGAGCCGUUCGUCUUCAAGAAGGUGGUCCUUCCCGACCUAGCCUCGAUUCGGAUAGCCGCCUACGAAGAAUCCGGCAGGUUCAUCGGCCAUCGCUUCCUCCCCGUCGUGGGGCUGUGUCCCGGCUACCGGCACGUCAACCUGCGCACGGAACUCGGGCAGCCGCUCCCUCUGGCCACCGUCUUCGUGCAAAUCGUGGUGAAAGACUACGUCCCCGACGGACUCUCCGACUUCGCCGAGGCCUUGGCUAACCCGAUCAAGUACCAAAGCGACCUCGAGAAGCGAGCGCAGCAGCUGGCCGUGCUCACCGACGACAUGGAGCCGAGCGACGGCGACGAACAGAAGAAAAACAGCCUGACGAAAGUAUCGAAGGAGCAGACCAGCAACGGCAGCCCCGUCCAGAGGCCGCUGGCGGCGACGGGGGCCGCCUCCGUGGAAGUAGCUUCCGACAGCGAAGCGCAAGUCACCGCCACCAGCGUGGAAAAGAACACGACGAACGAGUCCAACUCGGUUAGCAAGACGGCGGAGGCGAAGGAGGAGAAGUUCGAGGAACUAGUCGCCGAACCUGUAGAUAAGAUUCUAGACAAUAAGUUAGUCAAGGAGAAGAGGAUGGAGUUGGACAAGAAACUGGAGACGCUGCGGAAGAAGCACGAGAAGAAGAAGAUGACGCUGCAGUCGCAGAAGUCCGGGGACUUCUCCGAGAAGAGAUCGAGACUGAUACAUAUGAAGCUGGUUAAGAGGUUGUCGAGCAAGAACAUCGUGAGCGGCGUCUUUUCGACGGAAUCACCCAGCGCCGAGCCUCUCACGAGCGUGGCUGACGGCCCCGAGACGAGCAGCGGCGAGAGCGACAAGCCCUCCCUCCCCAGGAGCCACUCCGAGCGGCUGCUGCACGUCAACCGCGAAUUCGUUUCGCAAGAGAAGGAGCUGCGGGAGAAGUACCACGAGCUCAUCUACAACACUGCGGAGAAAGUCAUGAGAAUAUCGCAGAACAACCAGCUGAAGACGCUGCGAGAUCAAUUCGAACGGGAGACCGCUGACUUGAUGCGGCGGUUGCAGGCUGACCACCGCGAGGAAGUCAAAGCGUUGGCGAAGAAACACAGGAACAGGGAGCAGUUCACGCGAGUGAAGAGGGAGGCGGUGACGGCGGUCGUAGGGCGGGGGGUGUCGGAGAGGGGCAAGCUGGGGCAGAUUUUCGAGAGCCGGAUCGAGGACCUGCAGAGGCAGCACGAGGCGGUCAAAGAUGCCUUAGCGGAGAGUAGGAAUAAGGCGAAAAUUGCCCUUUUGAAAGAGUUCGAGACGCGGAUGGCGAGGGUGGAAUCUGAAAGCAGCGGAGUUCCGUGACUGUUAUCUUAAAAAAAAACACACAUUCUUUUUUCCAAGUCUUACUGUGAGUUACCUGAAGAGAACCUUCAAAAAUGAGAAUCUCUAGUUGUAAAGUAAGCAAAGUGCAAUAUUUAUGAAUAUUGUCGUAAUUUAUUUAACGAAUACUUCUUUGAUACUCUCGACAAUCAAAAUGUUAAGGUGGCCCAGAUGUUUUUAAGUGCUACAGUCCUUUGGUCUUGUUACUAUAAUAAUUAUAGUCUGUAUUGAUGUUUAUCGUUUAUUGUGAUAGUAGGUAUUAGAGAAAAGUAAUAUUAGAGCGUUUAAAGUGAUAAAUGAAUUUAUUGUUAAGUUGCAACGUAACGCCAGUCUACCGUUCGUUUUAUUUAUCAAAUUCGGUUUUGUUGUAGAUAUCUUGUGUCUAACCUCAACCACCCCUAAUGAUAGAGAGAAAGUGGCACAAAUCGGAAAUUUACAGGACGUUUUGUAUUUCAUACCCACCUAAACUCGACUUUUUUUCGGACUGUAAUAUCAAGUAGUUCAAAGUUUUGUUUAAUAUUUUGAAGUAGGUACAUGCAAUGUAGUUAUUUCCAGUUUUGUUAAUUAACAGGAAACAAGUCGACGGCUAAUUGUUAUGGUUGUUUGUUUAGUUUCACGUUUGCUCAAUUAAGGCGAUUUUAGUAGUGAAAAUUGUUUGAGUUCCACUAAUAAACAACCAGUUUUGACUAAUUAUUAUAAUAACGCAGCCAUGUGCCACUUUCUUUACAAUUUUCAUCAGUUUCAGUCAUUAUAAUAUAAAGAUCGAGAAUCGUAGAUAUGUUAUUUAUAAAAUUUUAAGUUUUCAUAUAUUUUAUUUUAGAGAUUGUUUAUUUUUUAACUUUGGUAUCACAGCGGGUUUUAUAUUUCUAGUCAUUUGUAUAGUUAAGUUAAACUCGAAACUUUUUUUCUCAUGAGUGAAUUUAUGCUCACGGGAAGCUGUAGAAAACAACCAGAUCGUAGCGUAUGAUUGCGGUUAUGCCAAAUUCUCAAAGUACACAACUUAACCUCAUUUUUAAAAUAACGUGACUUCAUUUCAGCUCGGUACUCGUUAAAUUUCUAUAUUAGGUGCUCUUCUCGCCGAAAAAACGUUUCGAGUACUCCCGGCGAUAUUUUCUUAACUAACUUUGUGAUAUUUAUGUGGUGGAUAAUUCGACAAAGUUAUUUUCAUAGGCUUCCUUCAUGUGUUAUCUUAUGUACAGCACUCGGUGCAGCAUUAUCGAUCAAAUCAUUACCAAUCCUAAUAAAUUGCGCAACCUGUCGAUUUUUUGUCGUGCUCGUUAAGACAAAUGGGUGCACACUUCCCCGAAUCCCGCUCUUCCAUGACUACUUUACAGGAGUUAAAUUUUUUUGUUUUGUGCAUGUCAAGCAUGAGAAAAACGGCCUGAACCAUCAAAAACCUACCUUAUUUUGUUAUUACACACAUUACGGAAGACAGAUGCUUUAUCUGAACCGCUAUUGAAUCUUCGAUGUUGCUGACUAGUGUUUGUUGCUACUAAUUGUUAAUAUAACUGGUUGUUGAACAUGUAGUAUAGACAAUUGUUAGGUCAGACUUACUCUUCCUUAUUGUGGAAGUAAUGAGGGAAUUAGUUAAUUGUCGACGAAGAUAAGGAGGGUAAGUUGUGCGAUAGAUGUAGUAAAAAUUAUUUCCCUCGUUAGGUACUGUACUCCAUAAAAUAUACUCAAAAACGGCCUAUUUAGUCUAUUUAGGGUUUGUUUAUGACUCUUUUUUUUUACAAAAAUGUACAGUUUUUUUUCGGUUGAAUCUUGUUUUGUAUGUUAGUACUUAUUUGUUUGUAUAACAAGUGCUCAAAAGUAUUUCGGCGAAGUUUUCGUUUUGUUGAUUUUUGUUAGGCGGUGUGAUCGAACAAACUCGGGCUCGUGGCGUCAGCGGACUGACGUGUCCAGCUUUUUCGAUCACGCAGUAUUAGUGUAAGCGAGCCUAUUUAUGUACGACUUCUCAUCAUUUUUUGAGACAAAUAACAUUCCAUUUAUUUCGAUUAGUGAGUAUCGUUAAUACGAACUUCAGCAUUUUGUAUUUUUCCAAGUCGUGCCUUUUAACCAUGAAUAAUUUUACUUGUACACUAUUCUUACUCAUCUAUGUAUUACAUGUGUUUACUAUGAAGUUUAUGUCAGAAUAGAUUUAUGUGCUCCA
Zophobas morio is the source of this 6099-nucleotide messenger RNA. It is a transcript of the gene Plc21C, whose product is annotated as 1-phosphatidylinositol 4,5-bisphosphate phosphodiesterase classes I and II. Gene Ontology annotation, molecular function: phosphatidylinositol-4,5-bisphosphate phospholipase C activity; calcium ion binding. The record is from RefSeq and is a predicted model, not a curated record. Bases 309 to 3929 code for a protein of 1206 amino acids. The transcript is spliced from 12 exons. Gene Ontology annotation, biological process: lipid metabolic process; release of sequestered calcium ion into cytosol; phosphatidylinositol-mediated signaling. NCBI's taxonomy places the organism in Eukaryota, Metazoa, Arthropoda, Insecta, Coleoptera, Tenebrionidae.